AUGAUAAUAACACUAGGAAAGAAAUUGGAAUCAAUGCCACCAGAAAAAGCAAUAUCAGAAAAAACGACAAUACCAGGAAAAGUGACAACACCAGGAAAAACGAUGAUACCAAAAAAAGCAAUGAUACCAGAAAAAGCAAUGACACUAGGAAAAAUAACAAUACCAGAAAAAGUGACAAUACCAAAAAGAGAUCAGAAUCAAUUCUGCCAGAAAAA
Racocetra persica is the source of this 215-nucleotide messenger RNA. The record is from the annotation of a GenBank genome assembly. NCBI's taxonomy places the organism in Eukaryota, Fungi, Glomeromycota, Glomeromycetes, Diversisporales, Gigasporaceae.